GGCAAAGAAAAUGCGGCGCUGUUGGCACUUGGCAGUGGCAGGGAUUUGUCUGAUUUUGUCACAGACUCACCAUUCGCCACAUGUACCAGAGUUCUCUCUCAUUUAAAUCGUGAAAUUUAAUAUAGUUUUAUGAUUCCGUAGACAAUUAUUUCUUUAUCGAGAGAAUGAAGUGCCCCAUAUUUUUCACGGUAAUUUUGGCUGUGUUGGCUUCUGCCUUCGCAGAAGAAGAAGUACCAGAACCAGAAGGAGCAAGAUUGCUGAUCGCCAAACACAUUCAUAAUAAAUAUCUUGUGGAAAACAUGGAUGUUGUUGUUAAGUACACUGUUUACAACGUCGGCAACGAGGCCGCCCUGGAGGUUGAAAUCACCGACAACUCUUUCCCUGCUGACAAUUUCGUCCACGUGAGUGGAGAAUUGAACGCCAGAAUUGACCGAGUUCCUCCCAACACCAAUGUCACUCACACAGUCAUCGUCAAACCGAAAAAAUACGGUUAUUUCAACUUUACCUCGGCUGAAGUUCUCUAUCGUCGUAAAGAAGAUGCCCCCAGGUUACAAGUUGCAGUGAGCAGCGAGCCCGGAUUGGCUUAUUUUAUCGCUUACCGUGAAUUCGACAAAAAGUUCUCUUCCCACGUGAUCGACUGGGCUGCCUUUGCAGUUAUGACUCUUCCAUCUCUGGCAAUUCCUUUCGGGCUCUGGUACUCGAGUAAAAGGAAAUACGAGAAAUUGUCAAAGAGCUUAAAGAAACACUGAACACUCAUUGUACAAAGUAAAAAAAAAAAUAUAUAUAAAAUCCUCACUUCCA
Molecule: messenger RNA, 801 nt
Organism: Belonocnema kinseyi
Lineage: Eukaryota; Metazoa; Arthropoda; Insecta; Hymenoptera; Cynipidae
Gene: SsRbeta
Product: translocon-associated protein subunit beta
Exons: 4
Coding region: 165-749 (194 amino acids)
Cellular component (GO): membrane; endoplasmic reticulum
Source: RefSeq, a predicted model, not a curated record